This is a messenger RNA of Actinia tenebrosa (Australian red waratah sea anemone), 2016 nucleotides long. RefSeq lists its product as uncharacterized. NCBI's taxonomy places the organism in Eukaryota, Metazoa, Cnidaria, Anthozoa, Actiniaria, Actiniidae. Gene Ontology annotation, molecular function: metal ion binding. The record is from RefSeq and is a predicted model, not a curated record.
CAGACUUAUUGUUUUACCCUGUUGUUUUACCAGUGCGUGUUUCGGACGAUGUUUUCUAAAUCGUUUUCUAUUAUUUCCACGCUUUAAUUUUAGAUUUGAAUGAUGUCAGGUCACCGAUAUUACAGAUCCCAGUCCCUGAAUGCUCAAUGGAAUGAUUUGAGUCAAUCAAUCAGUCAGCUUCUUGUAGAAGAUGAGAAUAAGCCGACGGAAGUAAACCGUGUUGGUCAACAGGCUGCUGUCAGAUCCGAUACUGCUGAUAUUACCAAUAAACACUGGGUAGAUAGCAACUGUAGGACUCAUUGUACAGCUAGUGAUUGUGCUAAAAGGUUUACUAUCACUGAAAGAAAGCAUCAUUGCAGAAGAUGUGGCGAGGUGUUUUGUGGUGCUUGUAGCCAGUACAGACGUCGAUUGUCAGUUUUUGCAACUCCUGAUGCUGAAGGAGUUCCAUACAGGGUUUGUAAGAAAUGUUAUGAUGUUGGACCUCAGACCCUUGGUUCCGUUCGGUCACGUCUUGCUGAAUUUGGUUAUUACAAAGAAAGAAAAAAAUCCAAGAACAACAAUGGCACUAAAAAUCAUUUGCUUCCAUUGAAAGCUCUGAACUAUGAAGAAGAAUGCCAAAGACUUGUGGAUGGCUUUAAGAAGAAGGCUGGUUCCUCAAAGAUCAUGAGUUUUGUGAUGGGUACAUUGAGUGCUGUGAAAAUACCUGAAUGGCAGAAGUCCAGACACUGGAUUGAAAAGUCUGAUCAGUGCUUAUGUUGCUACAAGACCUUCUCUUUGGCAGAGAUGAAGCCACAUUGCAGGGUUUGUGGUAAAGUGAUCUGUUCAAACUGCUCAUCAGAAACACUGAUUGUAUAUGUUGAAGAUGUUAACAAAGAUGUGAACUGGUGCCUCAUCAACAUCAUUGGAUCGCCUGAUAAAGAACCUGAUGUAUGCUCGUAUUUAAGAAUAUGCAACCAGUGUCAUGGUGAAGUGGCCAAGAUACAGGGAAGACAAGCCAUAAUGGCAGAACAAACAGAAACGGAUGGACUUCAUGUAUCCUUGGUUGAUGAAAUGGUGACAAUUAACCAGUCUUUGCUUGAUAUACAGGGAAAUAUACUAAGAGUUCUUCCAAUGUAUGAGCAGCUUGUUGAUGCUGUUGAAGCUAAAGGAGAUCUAAAAGGUCUGCUUCCACAAGGCGGAAGUGCAACUCAGGCUUUGGCCAAAUACCACUUAGAUCUUUCUGACCAUUUCACAAAGUUUGCCGUUGUUAUGCAGAGUCUGAAAAAACUGAAACCAAGGACUAACACACAAGUAAAGCUUGCCAAAAAUUUGACAUCUUCAAAGUUUUGCUUUUACAAUGAUAACUUUUCGGUUUACAGAGAAAACAAAAAGAGGUUAGAACAGAUUCUUCCUUAUGAGGUACUGGAGGGAGUACAGAAGAUUGUAGAUGAUCAAGCAAUCAACAGUGCAUACAUAGUAAUCAAGCAAUUGGGUUUCGAGGCACUGUUGUUGGUAUCUUCUGAAAAAGUAGAUGACCAUAUAGCUGCUAUGCUGGUAAAGUGUGAAGAAAUCUGUAAAGAUGAACUACAGAAGCAGUUGCAAGCAAAUGAUUGUGAGUUUGAAGAACACCUUAAAACUGUACAACAGCUUCUUCAAAUACAACUUAAAAAACAUCGCCUUGUGAAACCUUCAAGAAGAUUGACCAAAACAUAUGGUGCCAAGUAUGUUGAAGGGUUUUUGCUGGAUCGCUGUCAUCUUUUACUUUCUCAAACAAUGCGUCAACUAAAUGGGAAAACAGCAGUGAAGAAAUUUAAAUCUUCAAAACAUGCUUUAGAAACAACUAAAAUGCAGGUUAUGGAGCUACGUGACCAGAUGUAGAGAUUAAUAUGUAAAAACAAAAGACUUUUUAUUACAGUAAUUAUAUUUUUAUUUUGAAUAAUGAAUGUUGAAUAAAAAUCUUGUAGGUUUUAAAUCAAAAUGGUGUAAAUUAAAACAGAUUUUUGGUAAGUAAAUUUUAUUAUUUUUUGUCAAUUUUAU